Molecule: messenger RNA, 3162 nt
Organism: Symbiodinium necroappetens
Lineage: Eukaryota; Dinophyceae; Suessiales; Symbiodiniaceae
Source: the annotation of a GenBank genome assembly
AUGAAGCGUUCUGCUUCACCCACAGCGAGGCACUUCUCGUUGUUGCUGCUGCUGACGCUCAUCAAUGAAGCAAUGACCUUCAAGGUCACAUCAGACCCAAGUUUGAUCCAGUCCAACGAAUCUUCUACAGCCGAAGAUAAGGCUUCCGAGAUCAUUUCCGCCGUCGAUCACUGUUUAGCGCAGCGAAUGGUGGAUGCAGAGACGGACGACUGGAAGCUGGAGCGACUCAACAAGGUGCGCACAGCAGAAGUCGUGAUGCGGCUGAUCCGGGCCAAGAUAAGCCUCAAAGAGUUCGGCACCCAAUGGAAUGACGACGAGGCCGUCGUGGAGGCUGUGAAGAUGGCGGGUCGACAAGCUGCAGAGGAGAUCGCGCACCGAGAGUUUGAAGCGUCGAUCCGCGAGACCUUGUCGGGCUCCCAUUUGAACCAGGAAGCCGUGGAGGAAUUUGCGAAAAAGAUGAAGAUGAUGGCCGAGAUGUGUGGUAAGGGCGAAGAAGCGGCAGCGCUUGUGAAGGAGGAGCUUGCAAUAUUGAAGAGCGACAGCGAGGUAUCCACGAUGGAAUCCACGAUGGGGCAUGAAUUGGCGACCUACGUCGACGAGCUUUGCCAGGUUCAGGUCAUGGAUGUGGACUUCUUUGUCGGAAAGUUUGGACACGUCACUGAUUGCAACGAGUUGAUCGGCGUGUCCCUGGCGUCCAAAAUGCAUAAGGAAACACAAAGGCUGGACUACUUCGCGAAGACCAGCCUUGUCUUGCAUGACGAGGAGAAUGGCGUGGGGCACCACUUUGUCAAGCUUCUCAAGGGUCAGACCAGCGACUCCACCAAUGUCGCAACCUUCAAAGCGCUUCUGCAUAAUGUCACGCAGAAGAGUGCCGAGCACCUGCCAACAAUGAGUCGCUUGCGAUUGAUCGAUCUCAAGCACUACGAGCAUGUGCACGGCUUCACGGUGGAGAAGUAUUGCAACGGGACCUUUACUGCUGCGGCAGAUUGGGUCAAGGAGAGCACGGCGAUCCAAAACUACGUCGACUGCCUCUGCACGCGUCAGCAGCCUUCCUUGCUAUGUGAUGCCCAGCACAUGGAAGAGCUGGAGACGCUGAGGCCAAGCAUCAUGUCUCGACUCCGCAGGGCCAAGAGGUCAUUGUCGAGCGCGGCAUUGCUGGAAGUCGCCGAGAGUUUCAAGUCCAAGGGAAUCGGUCUCGGGCCGUGCACCGGUGGUGCAUUUGAGUGCAGCUUCUGUGUCAGCGGGCAGUGCGUCGGGGGUGGUGGUCUUGCCUUUGAUCACCUUGGGGCACUGACAACGCUCAUCAAGGGGCCGCAAAGUUGCGUGACGGGCGAGUGCUCCGUAUGCUUCGGAGUGAAACCUGGCGAUGCUCUGUCGUUCAUCUUAAGCUUUGGGGUGUCCGUUGCGGCCUGCAACGGUGCAGCGGCAUUCUUCACAAGCUUUCACAUUUGGGCCUCCGUCACCUUGUGCAUUGGAGGCGUGCUCGGGAAGAUUGCUGAUGCAAUCGGCUGGAGCGCGUGUGCCGGAAUAGCGAAAGUGGCCUAUUACCCCUUCAUCAACAAGAUGACGAUCACCAUAAGCCUGCCGAUCUUCAUUCCACCUCCUUUGGGCGUCGCGGCACCAUUAGAGGUGAACCUGAAUCUCGGGGACCUCACCCCAGCUGUCUACAGCCACUGCGGAAAGCAGGGCCACGGGGAGUACAACUGCCUCCAGAGUAUGUUUAAUGCCCGGGGGCCGACCGGUGUGGCCGUUGGGGUGGACAUCCUUUUGGGCGUAAAAAUCCCGGUGCUAGGCACAGUUGGAAAGUGGGUUCGAAUCCUUGGCUUCGAAAUGGCAGAGAAGGACAACUCUCGUGAGCUGGCCAUGAACAAGGCCGGGGUCACCAUCGAGUACAUUGGGAAGAACCCUGGUGGUGGAGAGUACUGUGGCAAGACCUUCUCCAACGUGAACUGCUGGAAGAAGGCUGGGAACAAAGGGUACCGAGCCAAUGCACACGACCAGCAUGGAGAUCGCUUCCGCGUCUACCGGAAUCCCAAUGAUCCGAACGACCCCAGAGCUUUGUGCGUGAGGCGCGUUGAUAAGUGGAACGGCGGAUGGGGCAUGGAGUUGGAGUUGGCGUGCAAAGUGAACAACAAUGAUGGGGGAGGCGGUGGGAUUUUGGUCCUACUGGGUAUGACCCACCAUGACAAGAAGUGCGUCUUGCCGCCUGAGCCAGUUCAUUGCCCGUGGUGGGCAGGCAACAAGGGCCACCGCCUUGGUUUUGACGGACACGAUGCCGGCUUCAAGAUCACCGAGGAGGGUGGCCGUAUUUGUGGACACUUGGAGCACCGCCGGCGUCGGCGCCGCCGCCACCGACGACGCCGCCGCAACUCCAACGGAUGGGACAUGAACCUUGUCCUCGAAUGUGACUCCAAGGGCCACGAUGUUAAUUACGUUGUUCAAGACAUCAACUUCGGCAAGUCCCAUACCAAUAUGAAAUGCGUUUUGCCCACUCACCGUGUGGAGUGCGAGUGGGAUGCGGGCAAUCAUCACAAACGCGCAAACGAUCACAAAAGCGGCGACACCUUCCACAUCUGGAAUUCUCACACCAACCACCUGUGCGUGAAACGGACGGAUAAAGGGGACGGCUGGGGCAUGGACUUGCGGGUUCAGUGCAAGCAAUAUGAAAAGCUCUGGGGCAAGACCAAGGUGGUGAUCGGCAGCAGUCACUACAACGAGAAGUGCGUUCACCAGCCUGAGAAAGGCCUUCGCUGCGCCGAUGUAGCAGGCAACAGGGAGUACCGGAGCAUGAACACGGACAAGGGUGAUGCCUUCUACAUUGAGCAGCGGGACGGGCAUGUGUGCGCAAGGCGUACGGAUGGUGGCAGGCGCCGGCGUCAUCGCCGCAGAAGGAGGUGGACUGAAGGCUGGGGCGUGAACUUGGAGAUCGACUGCAAGGUCCUGCAGGGGCCUUGGGACAUAGUUCCCAUUGGUGGUUGUUGGACACCCUCCCACUACAGGUGCUUCCUGCCAGAGCACCGGGUGGUUUGCGACCCAGAGGCGCACGGAUGGAUACCACGGUUGGACCGGCAAUCUGCAGUUGGAAUGCCAGCAGAAGGAAAAGCGCUGGACAAGGGUGCAGAUCAAUUUUGGGACCAGCUGGAACAACGAGAAGUGCAUUGA